CUGAAAUACAUACAUGUAGAUAUGCAUAGUUGAAAUAAUUUGUGAUUGGUAAUUCAUUGCUUGUUGGGUUGACAAUAAAAGAUUUAUAACUUUGAAAUUUUAAAAAUUUACAACUUAUGAAAUUUAUAAUUAAAUGACAUUUAGAAAUAAUACGAAGUAGAUUCGAAAACUAAUACCGAAUGAAAGGUAUAGCUUUCCCUCUUUUAUUGGAACUUAUUUUUAAAAAUAAUUGUCGAAGAUAGGUUAUGAUCUUGCAUUUGAGAAAUUUAUUUGGUUGCUUGUGAGAUGCAAAUUUGAUAAGACUCUAAUAAAUAAUACAUCGAGCAAUGUCUAACAACAAAGAAGAAAAACAAUAUGGUUUGAUUUUACCUAAAAAGCAACAACGUAUUGCUCCAAAAGUAAAUAAUGUAUUUGGUGACAAUAAUGAUUCGGAUGAAGAAGAUGGUACAGAUUGGGUUAAAAAAGCUCUUCAAGCAGAGGGAGAAAAAAAUAAAUUAAAGAAGCAAGUAAGAUUAAAUAUGCAAAAGGCUUUGAAGGAAGACCCAACAAUAUUUCAAUAUGAUGAAGUAUACGAUGACAUGGAAAGAACAAAAGAUCAGUCUAAAACUGCAAAAGAUGAGAAAAAGAAGCCAAGGUAUAUUCAAAAUCUUUUAAAAGCUGCUGAACGAAGAAAGAAGGAGGAGGAAUACAGAAUAGAAAGAAUGGUUCAAAAAGAACGUGAAGCAGAAGGAACAAUGUAUGCAGACAAAGAAAGUUUUGUUACUUCUGCAUAUAGAGCAAAAUUAGAAGAAUUCAAGAAAAUGGAAGAAGAGGAAAAUAAAAUUGAUAGAUUAGAAGCUAUAGCAGAUGUCAGAAAACAACAAGAUAUUUCAGGAUUUUAUAGACAUUUGUAUGAGCAGACUGUUCAGUCUUCAGAAAAAUCUGAAACUAAAAAUAAUACAGACGAUUAUAAAACUGAUUUAGAUAAUAAUUCAGAAAAUGUAAAUAAAGAAAUAGAUGUCACAAACAAAGAACAGAUUAAAAGUAAAGAGAUAAAAAAAAAUAGACAAUAUAGGCAAAGAAAAAUAGAAGAAGAUAGUGAUACAGAUAAUGAAAUUCAUCAAAAAAGGAAAAACGAAACAAAAACUGUUGUAUCUGAAAAACAUGAAGAUGUUGAAAGCGAAUCUGAAAAAGUAGAACCUAAUGCUAAAAGACAAAAGCAACAAACUGAAGAUACUAAACAUGAAAAAAGUCUUGCUGAAAGCAAAAUAGAAAAUUCAAAAAAUAUUGAAAAAAUAGAAAAUGGUAAAAAUGAUGAAACUGAAAAAACAAGUAUUAAUGUAAAAGAAAAAAUAGAAGCAGAGAAGAGGGAGAGAUCUAAAAUUUGGGAAAAAAGAACAGUUGGGCCUCUAUUUGAAGCAGCAUUACAAAGAUAUUAUGCUAGGAAAUCCAUGAGGUUAUCACUUGCAUAAUAUAAUGUAAUUAGAAGGUAUUUGUAUUAUUGUAUAAAAGAGAAAAUUGUGUAUGUGUGUGUGCUCAAGUAUUAAACAAUUUCGGCAA
This is a messenger RNA of Frieseomelitta varia, 1539 nucleotides long. RefSeq names its product nuclear speckle splicing regulatory protein 1. Gene Ontology annotation, biological process: regulation of alternative mRNA splicing, via spliceosome. The transcript is spliced from 3 exons. The coding region runs from base 327 to 1451 and encodes 374 amino acids. NCBI's taxonomy places the organism in Eukaryota, Metazoa, Arthropoda, Insecta, Hymenoptera, Apidae. The record is from RefSeq and is a predicted model, not a curated record.